This is a messenger RNA of Penicillium waksmanii, 426 nucleotides long. RefSeq lists its product as uncharacterized. The record is from RefSeq and is a predicted model, not a curated record. The transcript has a single exon. Lineage: Eukaryota; Fungi; Ascomycota; Eurotiomycetes; Eurotiales; Aspergillaceae. Bases 1 to 426 code for a protein of 141 amino acids.
AUGCACUUCGCCAAGAUCUCGAUUAUUCUUGCCAGCAUCCCUGCAGUCCUCGCAGCCCCCGCCGCCCAACAAAAGCGCGGAGAUACCUGCACCCUCAUGGGCACUGAGGGAAUCAGCCAAUCUACCUGUGGAGGAGUGGUAAACUGCAUUGCUGCCACUGGAAGCCUGAGACUGCAGUGUACAAAUGGUGUCAAGUGGGACAACAACAAGCAGGAGCCCAUUAAGCAAACAAUCAAGGCAUCAGACUCCGGCCUCGACCAUGACAUUGACUGGGACCAGCAGUGGAUGACUGGUGGUUACAAGUGGUGCACUGCUGCAUACAAUGGUGGCGAUAAGAUCGAUGGAAAGGUUGAUGACCCCAAGGUUUCGGGCAUGUUUGGUGAGACUGAUCAGAGCUAUACCUGUGGCGUUACCUUCGAUAUUUGA